Molecule: messenger RNA, 869 nt
Organism: Sinocyclocheilus anshuiensis
Lineage: Eukaryota; Metazoa; Chordata; Actinopteri; Cypriniformes; Cyprinidae
Product: 15-hydroxyprostaglandin dehydrogenase [NAD(+)]-like
Exons: 7
Coding region: 1-786 (261 amino acids)
Cellular component (GO): cytoplasm
Molecular function (GO): oxidoreductase activity, acting on the CH-OH group of donors, NAD or NADP as acceptor
Source: RefSeq, a predicted model, not a curated record
AUGAGUGUCCACGGGAAAGUGGCUCUGGUCACCGGCGGCGCGCAAGGCAUCGGAAGAGCCGGGGUGGAACAUCUCCUGGAGAACGGGGCGAAGGUUGCACUGGUAGACCUGAACCAGUCUGUGGGAGAGGAAUGUAAAAGUGAUCUAGAUGGCCAGUUUGGAGAGGAUAACUGUAUUUUUAUCCAAUGUGACGUGACUGACGCGGGAAAACUUAGAGAUGCCUUUCAAAACACAGUAGAGAAGUUUGGUCGGUUGGAUAUCGUCAUCAAUAAUGCUGGAAUCAACAAUGAGAAGAACUGGGAAAAGACCAUUGAAGUAAAUUUGACAUCUGUCAUACAAGGGACGUAUUUAGCACUAGAACACAUGAGUAAAGAGUACGGAAAAGAAGGAGGGGUUAUCAUCAACGUUUCAUCUAUGGCAGCAUUUCUCCAUUCUCCUCACCAGCCAGUAUACACAGCGACAAAGCAUGGGGUGAUUGGAUUUUCAAGAGCCAUUGCAGACGCAUCUGAACAGGGCAGUUAUGGAGUGAGGAUCAACACACUGUGCCCAGCCUUCGUGGACACACAACUCCUUCGCACUGUGGAGCAUGAGGAAACAAUGGGCAAGUUUGUCAAGUACAAAGAUGAAUUCAAGCAAAGGAUGGACAAGUAUGGCGUUCUUAAACCAUCUCUGAUUGCCGAAGGAAUGCUGCGAAUGGUAACAGAUGAAAGCCUAAACGGAGCCGUGAUGAAGAUCACCUGUUCUAAAGGCAUUCACUUCCACACCUAUGAACCUCUUUCAGCUUGAGAGUGAUGCCUUCAUCAAACAUGUUUGCCUUUUUUCUCUCCUCUCCAUUCCUCAUCAGAACAUUUAUUUUAUUGAAGUCCAGU